AUGCCCAAGCACCACGACGUGCCUGGGGUUGAAGCGUCGAUCGUGGUCAACGGACAGCCUUGCGAAGAACAUGACGACCGCGGACCGGUCGCCCGUAACAACAUUGAGCGUUAUAUUAUUGCAGAGUCUGGUGCAACUUUUGAGGUCCACUUCCGAUUCUCCCACCCAUCCCCCAAUGAUCUGCCAGUUUCAGUAGUCAUCACCAUCGACGGUAAUGACCUAGACGAACCUCUCAUUCGGCAAGCGGAGAUCUACGAUCAGGAAGGUCAUGUAAGCGAGGGUCCAAUCUCGAAUACCAGGAAAGAGUUUCGCCGGCAGAAGUAUCGCUUUGCAGAGCUCGACAUCACAGCAGGCGAAGAUGUACCGGCCGCAUCAGUCAAAGCGCAGAAGAAACGACUCGCUGACACCGGCACGAUAUCGCUUCAUAUGUACCAGAUUCAGACUACACGUUUGAACAAGUCUUUCGAGAUCACAGAGAGAAAGGUGCAGGAUCCGGGUACUGUCCACGAGAAGGCUCUGAAAGGUGGUGCACUGUCACAUACGAUGAGUUUGGAGAAUGCCGAGGCGACCGACGAAAUCGAGUAUUUUGAUGCCGAGUACGCCAAGAACGGAGAGGCCUUCGCUGUCUUCCACUUUUACUAUCGCUCGUUGAAGGCUCUCAAAGACCUUCACGUUGUCAAGCAUACCCCCGAACCCAAGGGACUGAUCGAUUGCGAUGAUGAUGUUCUCCAGAGUUCCAGCCCAGAGGCGCUUCGGCGCAUGGUCGCGCACUGGAGGCGUGAAGAAGAUAUCCGUCAGCGGCUCAAGCGCGAACGCUCAGAGUCCGUAACUGUGGUCGGAGAUGAUGAGGUAUUAGUUAGUAACGCUGACAAUGAUGUAGAGGUGCUUGGCGCAAUCGAUCUGAGAAAGCAGCGACGCAACCGACGCAAGCUUACACAAGAAGAUGAAAUCAUCAUGAUCGACUGA
Messenger RNA from Didymosphaeria variabile, 966 nucleotides. RefSeq lists its product as uncharacterized. Lineage: Eukaryota; Fungi; Ascomycota; Dothideomycetes; Pleosporales; Didymosphaeriaceae. The record is from RefSeq and is a predicted model, not a curated record. The coding region runs from base 1 to 966 and encodes 321 amino acids. The transcript is spliced from 4 exons.